AUGUCUCCUUCUGGCGGUCCUGCAGCCAGUCUUCAUACGACACCCCAGGAGCAAUCGCAGCUUGAAGCCAGCUCUAGACGGCGGAUACACCCAGGAACAAAAGCAGCAGAUAUGGCUGCUGGACCUCCUUUGAUACCGCUACAAGAGCUCGACUCUGCAUUUCAACUCCAAGAACACCUAGCCGCCCUCCACUGCUACCAUACUUCCUCCAACACCCAGCCAAUCACCCGUGGCACCGCGCUACAGCUUGCGACACCUCCCAAUGGCGUCGACCGGACCAUCUGGCUCUAUGAGCUCUGCCGCUUCCUCAUCUCACAGUGCAACUCCUUGAUCGUUGGCUUCCUCUUCGACACCCCGCCAUGCAGUGCGAGCACGUGCCCUGAAAUGCGCGCUUCCGAAUGGCAGUUCCUCUGCGCUGUCCACGAGCAGCCCAAGAGCUGCUGCGCCAUCGACUACUGCUGUCACACCCUGGACUGGGCUGCAAACGUUGUGACCGACCAGAAGAUCUUCCCCAGCCGCUUUGUCGUCCAUAAUGACAACCACAGUAAGAAUGUGGGCGUCAAGAAUCUCGUCAAUGUGUUCCGCAGGUUGCAUCGCAUAUUCGCCCAUGCCUGGUUUCAGCAUCGUGGUGUGUUUUGGUCUGUAGAAGCCGAGACAGGACUGUACGUCCUGUUUAAGACUGUAUGCGACUUGUAUGAUCUGCUGCCUGCUGAGAACUACAAGUUGCCUCCCGAGGCGGAGGGACUCGAGGCACCCCAUACUGAACAGGAGCCCGAGAAACCCCCUCCCACCAUCCUCAAGCCUUCAUCACAUCAACGAGGCCCUCCUGCCGAAGAAGACAACAUGCAUCCAACAAGGACAAAUACUCGACGACACAUUCGAAGUAGUCCUUCAACGGGAAGUGCUGUGACAACUGUCAUUGAAGCCGAGGAGGAGGAACCCGCUGGAGUCUCCAGGAAACUAAAGGAUAUGCACCUGACCGCUCCCUCGCCCGUGGAGGAGGAGCCAGAAGUGGCUGAUGUCCCUGUUAUUGUUGAGCAAUCAGUCGUGGGAGAAUCCGGGGCACAGUCCCACAAUCCCCCAGCUGAGAAGGCAGAAGAUGAAGAUGAUGAUGACGAUGAAGAUGAAGAAAUUGACGAUGAUGCCGACCAGACAGUCGUCGGGUCUGUUUCAGAACAAGACUCUGCAAACGAUGAUGACACUCAAACGGAUGAACAUAAGCCGGCCGCGGACUCUGUCGAGUCUGCGCAAUCUACAGAUACGGACGUUGCAGAGGACGAGCCGACAAAGGAAAACGCAUCUGCAGACUCAGCACCAGAUGUGGAUGCCCCUGAAUCCUCAGAGGCCAAGGACAAAUCCUCAGAGGAUGCGGCAAAGACCACAGAUAUCAAGUUAGAGGACGAAACCAAAAAGGAUGAGAAGUAA
Fusarium fujikuroi IMI 58289 is the source of this 1425-nucleotide messenger RNA. RefSeq names its product related to cell cycle regulation Mob3. Gene Ontology annotation, cellular component: cytoplasm. Bases 1 to 1425 code for a protein of 474 amino acids. The transcript has 2 exons. Lineage: Eukaryota; Fungi; Ascomycota; Sordariomycetes; Hypocreales; Nectriaceae. The record is from RefSeq and is a predicted model, not a curated record.